UUCACUCUGAAGUCGAAGCUUAAAUCUGGCAACACCACUUCAGACGAGAAGAACUCCUCCGUUAUGGAGAGUCACAGUACCACUAACCGUAACACAGUAGACGAAAACGACGUCGUUUCACUGUUACCACUUCAACUGAUCAAAUCUGAGAUCAUCCCUCCUUCACCGAACCGAUCAAAAUCUCACACCGAAUUCGAACCAGCAAUUGACUGGCAACCGAACUUCUGUGGAUACUCAUGGAUCGCUUAUGGUGCCACGUCACUCCUCGUUAUACGUCAAUUACCUAACCCGAAUUCACCAACUGAGACUGUAAUCGGUACGGUUUUUCAGCAGGUUAUUGAGCUGUCGAUUGAUGGCGCUGGUGUUGUUUCGGCUGUUGCUUGGUCACCGGUGAUGCCUUGUUGUGGAGAGCUUGCUGUUGCACUUGAUAACUGUAUUGGAUUGUUCUCUUAUAACUCGAACGCUUCGAAUAGUUCUUUUUGUUGGAGCCAGACAUCAACACUAGUACAAUCCACAAAGGUGGACUCAAUCACAUGGACGGGGUCAGGAGACGGGAUAAUUUCAGGUGGCAUUGAAUUGAUCUUAUGGAGAAAGAAGGAGAGGUCAUGGGAAAUAGCUUGGAGAUUUAAACCAGAACUGCCUCAGACUCUAAUUUCUGCUACUUGGUCAAUUGAAGGACCUUUUGCUGCUGCACCUCCGUAUAGAUUGCACGUUGAAGGUUCCGAUUCCCAUAUCUAUGCAGGAAACAAAUGUGUUUUCGUAUGUCAAAGAGAUGCAGAUUCUAGAAAUUUAGAAGCUAUUCUACCACACCCGUUACCUGUUUCUAUGAUUCAGUGGAGACCAUCUACAGUUACACGGUCAACUAGAGAUGGCAGACAUUCAAGGAGGUUGGUGUUAUUAACAUGCUGUCUAGAUGGAGCUGCAAGGCUCUGGACUGAGAUUGAUGAUGGGAGGGUUAGAAAAGUUGGCAAGGAUAGUAAUGAACACAAAGUGAAUAAAUUCUCUUUUCGUGUUGUCGCUGUUAUUGAGGUAAACCAAGCAUUAAAUGGAAGGCUGGGCUUAGAUGUAUAUGUAAGAUGGGCAACAGAUAUUAAUGGUAUAAUAACAGUUAAUGGUGAAGCUGUGUCUUAUUCUUCAGCAGAUGAACAUCAACAUGGCAAUGCUGGUAGGUGUGAAUGGUUAAUUGCUGUAGGUCCUCAAACAACACUGACUUUUUGGGCUAUUCAUUGUCUCGAUGAUUUUUCUCCUGUGAGAGCCCCGAGGGUGACAUUGUGGAAAAGAAAAGAGUUGAGCAGUCAUAACGAGAUGCCAAGGGGAUUGCUCUUAAAUAAAGUCUUUAUCAUGAGAAAUCAGGUCUUUGGUCCACCAGCUGUAUGUUCUUUUAUUAAUCUAUUACCAAGUAACUACCUAGCCUGGAUGCAAUUUUAUUCUUCAAAACUCCCCAAUGGUGCAAAGGUAUCUUCAGAACUGAUUAGCACCGAUGAUCCGUAUCCAAAUAAAUGUCAGACUGAAUGUUUAUUAUCAUUAUGUGGAAGGGGACUUUCAAAUAUGGACAGUCACAGCAGUAAAAUUCUGCAAGUUGCAGUUCAUCCUUGUUUAUCUGAGUUGGAAAUUGCUGCCUCUCUGGACACUGAUGGAAAGCUCCUUUUUUGGUUCUUUUCUUCUGCUUCAAAUACUAUGUUGGGCCUCCCAACUUUGAGUCCAUCUUGGAAACUUCUUGGGAAAGGUGCUACUUCAGUCCCUCAACCCAAAUACACAAGCUUAAGAUGGGUUCCUACUCUGUUAAGUGAAGAACGGAUUCUUGUCAUUGGUCAUGCAGAUGGAAUAGAUUUCUUAUUAGUUAAGGCUGUGAAAACCAAAGAAUUGGACAUAGUUUGUCACAAAAUAUGUACUAUACCACUUACCGCUGGAAGUCAAGAACAGGGGCCAGACAGCGUCUUCUCAAUUCCUUUGCCUUCCACUUGUAACAAAACCUUCAUUUCCAAUAGCUUUUUGUUGUUAGCUGUGUGGAAGAAAGCCUUUCAGGCUUUGUCGUGGAAAAUUUACCUUCAUCACUAUGAUUUGUCUGGAAGUCGCUGUGGGUGCAGUUUUGACAGUACAAACACCUUCCAGAAUAAUACAUUGAAAUUUGAGAGUAGUUAUUCUGGUAAGGCAUACCUUGUCUCGGUUGAGCCUUGUUCAUCAGUUUUUCCAGACCCUCGUCACCAUGAUAAAAUUUCAAGUUCUGCUGUUAUCUGUCCCACAAACUCUGGUUGCAGUGAAGAGCUUUUUGCUAAUAAUUUAUAUAGCAACUACUUUGCUUAUCAUAUGGUCACUGGUUGUUUUGAUGGUAGUUUGCAAUUAUGGAGAAGUGUGCCUGCUGCGAGCUCGAAUUCUCUAUGGGAUCUUGUUGGUACGGUUGCUCUGUGUCAAGGCCCUAUUUUGGCUAUAUCUGCAAGUGUCUCUGGCCGAAAGAUUGCAACUGUCUCGAAAGAAGGUCCAUUAAGUACUUCUACCACUAUUCAUAUAUGGGAAUGUGUGCGUGUUGAGGGUGCUGGCAGCUUUAUACUAGAAGACACUUUGUAUUUUGACGCAGACGUUGUCUCUUCUAAUUGGUUGACGAUUGGGAAUGGUCAGUUUUUACUAGGUGUUUGCUCUAGAAAUAAGUUGCAUGUAUAUGCUCAGAAGAGGUGUGGAGGUCAGUGCAUUUUAGAACCGGAAAGAUCAUUAGAAGGCGACAUUUGGGUAUGUCUUGCAGCAAGUCAUACUAAUCCAACCAUUCAGGACUUCUUUUGGGGACCCAAAGCCAUGAUAGUGGUUGUUCACGAUGAAUACAUUUCUGUAUUUAGCAAGUUCUCAUAUUUUAUGGACAAGAAACUUCUGCCCCAGCUUGGUGGAGAAGCUUGCGAGGAGAGUUCCGUUUGUCACUAUGGUUCUGAUAAAGUGCCAGUAUUUCUUGGUGAUGAAAAUUGUGACAAUGCACAGCGUCAGUCUGAUCUCCCGUUGAAACUGGAAGUGGUCAAUGAGACUUCAUUGUUUAGUAGUGUGAGAAAAUCUAAAGAAGGCUUUACUUCUGUUAAAAAUGGGAUUUGGAGCAUUUUAGAGAUUGCAGAAGUUGUAGGAGGAUCUAUUCCUCUUGUUCACCCAGAGGCAUUUCUUGUUAACUUACUUUCAGGUAAUUGGAAACGUUCAUAUGUAGCUCUGCAGUCUCUCAGUAAACAUGUAACUUCCACAAAGUUAUCGGCGAAAAUAUGCUGCCUUCGUGUCUUCAGUGGUUUAAUAUUUCCCAUUUCAUUGUCAAACUAUCUGGAAGGAAGUGUCUUGUUAAGUUCUGGUGAGAAGUCAUUUCAAUGGGGUGGACCUUCAGAUACCUCAAGCUGGGGAUAUGCUGCAUCUGAUAAUGCGUUCUCUAUCUCUUCAGCAAGAUCUGAAAUAACUGACUUUACAGAAGCCUUUGAUAAACUUCAGAAUUUUGCAACUAUAUCUGCCACUGAAAUGAUGCAAAUUCGUGCUGCUAUUCAACUUCUAGAUGAAGUUAGCAAUAUGCAGUCCACUUCUUCUUAUAAUAGCCUUGAUGGACCUGGUCGUAGGUUUUGGGUUUCAGUGAGGUUUCAGCAGCUAUAUUUUGUUCAAAGAUUUGGCAGACUGCCAUCAGAAAGUGAGCUGGUUGUGUACUCUGGGCUGAUUGGAUGGGCCUUCCACUCUGACUGCCAAGACAAUUUGUUUGAUUCUCUUUUAUCUAAGCAACCAUCUUGGCAAGAAAUGCGUGAUAUGGGUAUUGGACUAUGGUAUACAAGUGUGGCACAACUGCGACUGAAGAUGGAAAAGUUGGCAAGACAACAAUAUUUAAAGAAAAAAGAUCCCAGGGCAUGUGCACUUCUUUAUAUUGCUUUAAAUAGACUUCAAGUAUUGGCGGGCCUUUUUAAGAUUAGCAAAGAUGAGAAAGAUAAGCCGUUGGUGGCAUUUCUUUCACGCAAUUUUCAGGAAGAUAAAAAUAAGGCUGCUGCCCUAAAGAAUGCCUACGUAUUACUGGGGAAACAUCAGUUGGAGCUCGCGAUUGCUUUCUUUUUGCUUGGAGGAGAUACAACAUCUGCUGUGACUGUUUGUGUGAAGAAUCUUGGGGAUGAGCAGCUUGCUCUUGUUAUUUGCCGUCUUGUUGAAGGUUAUGGUGGAACAUUAGAACAUUAUCUUAUUUCAAAAUUCCUCCUCCCGUCUGCUCUUGCCAAAGGUGACUACUGGCUUGCAAGUGUUCUGGAGUGGAUGUUGGGAAAGUAUCCACAGGCUUAUCUUAGAAUGCUUGCUUUCCCAACAGGGUCCUUGAACAGUAAGUGCAUAUUUUCAUCCCGUCAACCUGCCUUCUUAGAUCCAAACAUUGGAGACUUUUGCCUAAUGUUAGCAGCCAAGACUACCAUGAAGAAUGCUAUUGGGGAGCAAAAUGCUGCUUCCUUGAGUAGAUGGGCGAUCUUGAUGAGGGCCACUGCCUUACGCAGAUGUGGCCUGCCUCUUGAAGCUUUGGAAUGCCUUUCAUCUUCUGUGAGCGUCACUGGUGAUUCAAAUCGACGAAGUGUGCCUGAUAAUGUGGACUCUGGAUGCCUGCAUGAAAUGCUGAGUGCAAUGCUAAUUGAAACUUCCUCAAAUUGGCUAUCAUUGGAUGUGGCUUUUCAGAUAGAUUCACAUAUUAGAUCAGAUUUGUCUAUGCAAUACAUGUCUAAGAUGUUAAGGAGACAUCCAAGCUGGGUAGACAAUGAUAUAACAUGUCUUCAGGAACACAUGUAUACUGUAUCUGAGAAUCAAGAAUACAAGCUUUUACUUGAAGCUUUUCAAGAUGAAUUAAUGACUACAGUUGCAUCCUUUCAAUUGAAAUUCUCCAUAAUCCCUCAACAUCUUAUGUACUCGAUCUUUUUGUCGUUUUGCAACCGCGGUUUGGCGUAUAUAGGAUGCCACUUGUUGCGAGACUACAUAAAUAGAUAUCUGUCAAGUGAGCAAGGCGGUGGACUUGAUGGUUGCUCGUUGUAUCCUUGCCUUCCAGAGCUAUUUCUCGAAGUAUCUGGAGAACUAUUUUAUAUUUUUGCAAGAUACAUCACUAUGUGUAGCAUGGACUGUUUCUACUUGAAGUCAUUCACCUUUAGGAGUAACAGAGCUGAUGAAAGCUUCUAUUGUGCCAUUCCAGAGCUGUACAACAGGAGAUUAUGUUGGUCAUUCUGGUGUCUUAGAGCCAUGAUGCAGUUCUCUUCUGUUUCUUGUACAGAAAAUGUAGUAGGGACACAUUUUACUGCCCUUGAUUUAUCAGAGUAUUUUUUACUGUUUGCAUCUGCUUGGGUCCAAAGAAAUUUUAGUGUUCUUAUCCCGAUUGUGAAACCUCUCUUAAUGGCAAAAGCUUCAGACGAGAGAGACAUAAAGGACAUACAGAAACUGCUUCGUGAGUCUCUCGAAAUGAUGGCUUCUGAUUUACCUAUUCAUGCUGCUGGAUCUUCUGUUCCGAACAAGAAUCAAAUGCCACAAGUGCAAUUUGGGGAUGUCAUAUUGUCAGUUCCGGAAGAGAGAUGGCAUGUCAUGGUUGCUUCCUUUUGGGGAUAUGUAUCUAGCCUUUUAAAACACAAGUUAAAUCUGCUAUGUCCGGAACUUGAAGAAAGCGGUUUGUUUCUACCUCCAGGCGGACAUCCCAGUAUAUCUACAUCAAUUUUUGUAAAUGGCAACAAUGUCUCAACCCAUAAUGGGAUGGUUCCAGGACUUCUCGCUAAGAUAGUAAAGGUCACAUGCGGUCACAUCUCUUCUUAUUGUGUGAAUCAGUUUGCAUCUGUCCUGCUGGAGAGCAUAGAUCCAGGUGCAAGUACACUUUUCUGUUCUGAAGAUUAUCAGUCCCAAGUUAAAGCGGCAGAUACUAAACUUAGUCAUAACAAUAAUGAUCUGGAUAAGGUGACUGGUGAAGAUGAAUUAUCAGCGUUUGAGGCGUUAUGGGAUUUUUGUUCUGAGCUUAAGAAAGCUAAUCAGGAUUUUGUGCUUCAAGACCAGAAAAUUUUACAGCAUACCUUGCAUAAGUCCUUUAAAGGAUGGAGUGAAAUGUACCCCAGCAUCGUGAGUGAGUGUGAAGUUGACGAAACUUAUGACAGAGAUGAAAGGCUUGGUAGUCCAAGUAGCGCAGCUGGAUCUCCUCUUGCUUGUUUGUCACCAAAUAAUCAUCCUUUUCAAAGUUUUGGGGGGAAGGAUACACACCAUACAAAAAAGGUUUUGCCUUUCCGUAGUCCGAUAGAGAUAUAUAAGAGAAAUGGCGAACUUUUGGAGGCUUUGUGCAUCAACUCCAUUGAUCAACAUGAAGCUGCUCUUGCUAGCAAUCGGAAGGGUUUAUUAUUCUUCAACUGGGAAGAUGGACUUGCUUGUGGAAAUAAAGCUGGCAAUGUCUGGGCAGAGGCUGACUGGCCACAUAAUGGUUGGGCGGGAUCCGAAUCUACACCAAUUCCCACUUGCGUCUCUCCUGGAGUGGGUCUGGGAAGUAAGAAGGGUACACACCUCGGGUUAGGUGGAGCAACUGUUGGCGCAGGUUUUUUGGCAAGACCUACAUUCGGGCUGCCAGGUUACGCCAAUACGGGUGGAUCCAGUCUUGGCUGGGGGUUUCAAGAGGAUUUUGAUGAGUUUCUUGACCCUCCUGCCACUGUAGAAAAUGUUCGGACAAGGGCAUUCUCAACUCACCCUUCAAGGCCUUUUUUCUUGGUUGGAUCAAACAAUACACACAUAUAUUUAUGGGAGUUUGGCAAAGAUAGAGCUACUGCUACAUAUGGAGUGCUUCCCGCUGCAAAUGUCCCUCCGCCAUAUGCUCUUGCCUCGGUAUCUGCCGUGAAGUUUGAUCAUUGUGGUCACAGAUUUGUCUCUGCUGCAUCAGAUGGUACUGUGUGCACGUGGCAGCUUGAAGUAGGAGGGAGGAGUAAUGUUCGGCCAACAGAAUCCUCUCUUUGCUUUAAUAAUUAUACAUCGGAUGCCACAUAUGUUACUUCGAGUGGUUCAAUCAUAGCUGCCGCAGGGUAUAGCUCCAGUGGGGUUAAUGUUGUCAUAUGGGACACACUUGCUCCACCAGCAACGUCUCGGGCCUCCAUAAUGUGUCACGAAGGAGGUGCACACUCUCUUGCAGUGUUUGAUAAUGAUUUAGGAAGUGGUUCUAUUUCUCCACUCAUUGUAACGGGUGGGAAAGGUGGUGAUGUUGGACUUCAUGACUUCCGAUAUAUAGCUACUGGAAAGACAAAAAAACAGAAGCAUACAGAAAUUGGUGACCAUGGUGUGAAUUCCAUGGUUGACACACAGAAGAAAACCGGUGAUCAGAAUCGUAAUGGGAUGCUCUGGUAUAUACCAAAGGCUCACGCAGGGAGUGUUACCAAAAUAUCUACCAUACCACAUACCAGCUUCUUCUUGACGGGAAGUAAAGAUGGAGAUGUAAAACUUUGGGAUGCCAAAAAUGCUAAACUAGUAUUUCAUUGGCCAAAAUUGCAUGAAAGACACACCUUCUUGCAGCCAAGCUCCCGUGGCUUUGGUGGUGUGGUUCAGGCAGCUGUUACAGAUAUUCAAAUUGUUUCUCAUGGUUUUGUUACAUGUGGUGGAGAUGGUGCUGUAAAGCUUGUGAUGCUCAAUGAUCAUUUAAGGCGUUGAACAAGUCAUGGAUUAGUAGCACAGCAAAGAACUAGUUGUUGUGUAAGUAUAGUCUGCAGUGGUUUCUCAUUGGCAAUUUGCAUUGAGAUCCACUUCUAUAGGCUCUAAUAGAGUUGAUACCUUGACUUGAAAAUGGAAGGAUAGCCUAGUGAUAAAGACCCUCUCUACAUCUAAUCAGAAGGUGGUGCUUUGGGUCUCAAGGGAACAAAGCGGAAAAGGGCCAUAGUUGGGCUUCUGGAUAGCGGUUUCUUUUUUAAUAGAGAAGCUAAGCGAAAGGGAGCAGGAAUGACGAUCAGAUCAUACAGAGGAAAAGCAAUUGCAAAACACUUGACCUGUAGCCAAGAAUUCUUGUCGGUGCAGUGCCAGCUUAUUGUGGUCUAAAAUCUGACCAUCCCUGCUGCUGAAGCUCUUUCCGUGCGAGUAUCUGUAUGCUAUUGCUUCCAAGAAUUAAUUGAAUGCUUUGAACGAUUAUUGUACUGACUUGGGAAAACACUACUUCCCAGGUGCCUAUAGCACGAACACACAGGAGAAGGUGAGUUCAAUUAGAUAACAUUAGCGAAAGAGUAUGGCUCAGUCUUUCAGGUUCGUUAAUAUUUUGGGCUGAUUUCUGUACCUGCUAAACUGAUGUGUAGAUAGAGAGAUAAUUCAGUCGGUUUUGUAUAUCAAUCAGGGUUAGUGUGAAUUGCCAAAAUAACAGCAGGGCAGUUCAUCCCACAGUUAUUCUUUUUUUUUUCCUUUCUGGCUGUAAACAUUGUCAAAUCGCUAAAAUGUGAGGACUAGCGUUUACGUGUUCCUUAUACGACAGAUUUGGUAUUUCCCUUUCAAUUUGAGCUUUCUGUUGAUGUAGGCUAGUAGAUUUUGGUUUUGGUGCCCGUGUAUGAAACUGUAAACUAGAAAUUUCAUCUAAAAGAGUGAAACUUGCUCUUUCGACUUUAGCAA
This is a messenger RNA of Lycium barbarum (goji berry), 8553 nucleotides long. RefSeq lists its product as uncharacterized. The transcript is spliced from 16 exons. Gene Ontology annotation, molecular function: protein binding. Gene Ontology annotation, biological process: vacuolar acidification. Lineage: Eukaryota; Viridiplantae; Streptophyta; Magnoliopsida; Solanales; Solanaceae. The coding region runs from base 64 to 7614 and encodes 2516 amino acids. The record is from RefSeq and is a predicted model, not a curated record. Gene Ontology annotation, cellular component: RAVE complex.